Messenger RNA from Colletotrichum phormii, 1443 nucleotides. RefSeq names its product PX domain-containing protein. The coding region runs from base 1 to 1443 and encodes 480 amino acids. Gene Ontology annotation, molecular function: phosphatidylinositol binding. The transcript has 2 exons. Gene Ontology annotation, cellular component: early endosome; phagophore assembly site. The record is from RefSeq and is a predicted model, not a curated record. Gene Ontology annotation, biological process: reticulophagy; autophagy of mitochondrion; protein transport. NCBI's taxonomy places the organism in Eukaryota, Fungi, Ascomycota, Sordariomycetes, Glomerellales, Glomerellaceae.
AUGGCGGUCAUGGAUCAACACCAAGAUGAUUUCUCUAAUGUGUCCUGGAAUACCGACGAGCACACUGCUGCAGAGAGCUCGAGCUCAGUGACGGCCACUGAGUACGACGAGGAUGCCGAUAGAAACGGCCACCAUGCCUACGAGAGCGACGCUCCUGGCAACGACGACGACCGGGAAGUUCUGGAUUGCACAGUUUCCGAGCCGCUCAAGGAAAAUGAAGGCUCCAAGGAUACCUUUGUUUCCUACCUCAUCACCACAAACACCACAUUUCCCUCCUUCCAGAGAUCGCAUACCACAGCCCGGCGACGGUUUACAGACUUUGUCUUCUUGUAUAAGGCACUGAGCAGAGACUACCCUACCGCCGCAGUACCUCCUCUUCCCGAUAAACAGCGUAUGGAAUAUGUCAGUGGUAAUCGCUUCGGGCCGGACUUCACCAACCGUCGAGCGCAUUCGCUGCAGCGCUUCUUGAACCGCCUCUCCCUCCACCCCGUCCUCCGCCGAGCUGAUAUCCUCCACAUUUUCCUCGAGAGCCCCGACUGGAACGCCACCAUGCGCAGCCGCAGCCUUCGAGGAUCUCAGAGCAGCGAUGCCGGAAGCAGUGGCGUGUUUGAUAACCUUACCGACAGCUUCCUCAAUGCCUUUUCCAAGGCUCACAAGCACGACAAGAGAUUCUUGGAGGUCCGGGAAAGAAGCGACAAGCUUGACGAGGAUUUGGCCCAUAUCGAGAAGGUUGUAGCGCGCGUGGCGCGCCGGGAGAACGAUCUCGAAUUGGACUUUAAAGACCUGGCAGAGCAAUUCCAGAAGCUCAUCACUCUCGAGCCUGGCGUCGAAAACGAAGUUCGACAUUUCGCCAACUCAAUCGAGGACACUGCCAUGGGCCUGCGAAAGCUGAAGGAUGUCACUGAUGGAGACUAUCUCGGCAGUCUUCGGGACAUGCAGGCGUACAGCACGGCACUGAAGAGCCUUUUGAAGGCGCGAGAGCAGAAGCAGGUCGACUAUGAGCAACUUACGGAGUAUCUUAACAAGAACACUGUCGACAGGGACCAGCUCCAGUCCGGCCAUGGCUCUGGAGGCCUUUCAGGUGCCAGCGGCCGGUUGAUGCGCAAACUCGAGGACGUGCGUGGAGUCGAUCACGAGCAGGCCCGUCGCGAUCGCCAAAGAAAACUGGAGAUGAACAUUGACAAGCUUACUACCGAGGCGGAGCGAGCCAGGAAGACGAGCGAAAUGUUCGAUGACGAGGUUGUCAAGGAGGUUGCCGACUUUGAGCGAAUCAAGCGAGUCGAAUUCAAAAAGCAGCUCGGAGGUCUAGCCGACUCCCACAUUGAAUUCUACGACGAAGUCACGGAAAUCUGGGAGAGCUACGUCAAGGCGAUGGAGGAACAAGGCGUUUCGGGCACCCGCAGUACCGGUGUUGAGCCUCCUGGUCGCCGGCUGGCGGAGUAG